Ostertagia ostertagi is the source of this 252-nucleotide messenger RNA. NCBI's taxonomy places the organism in Eukaryota, Metazoa, Nematoda, Chromadorea, Rhabditida, Trichostrongylidae. The record is from the annotation of a GenBank genome assembly.
AUGUACAGCACCGAAGGCGGUAUGAACAUUGAAGAUGUGGCACACAAUACACCCGAUAAAAUAUUUAAAGAGUGGGUGCACCCUUCAGCGGCUGACAAUAAGAUCGUAGCGGUAGAUUGUAAGAUGAACCUGGAUGAUAAUGCUCUCAUGCGUCAUGCUGACCUCGCUUCGUUGAGAGAUACGUCAGAAGAAGAUCCUACUGAAGUGGAAGCAGGAAAGUACAAUCCUCAACUUUGUAAAACUGGAUGGUAA